Molecule: messenger RNA, 1175 nt
Organism: Bolinopsis microptera
Lineage: Eukaryota; Metazoa; Ctenophora; Tentaculata; Lobata; Bolinopsidae
Product: carboxylesterase 3A-like
Source: RefSeq, a predicted model, not a curated record
AUGUCACUGAUGGAGAAGCUAAAGCGGAUACCCCGCAAAGUAUGGCUGAUACUCCUUCUUAUUUCUACAGUGAUAGUGAUAGUGGCGGUGACGAGUAUAGCUGCCAAGAUGAUGGCCGGAAAGGGACCACCGGUCGUCUCAACCCACUGCGGGAAGGUUAAAGGGAGGAGAGUUGAAUCAGCUGACGGGCUGGAGAUCAGUGAGUUUCUGUACAUUCCUUAUUCAGUUGCUCCUGUUGGGGAGAGACGAUGGAAACACAGCUCCCUGAUGGGGGAUGGGGACUGUUGGGAGGGGGUUCAUCCUGCUGAUAAGGACAAAGAGAUAAAGUGUGUGCAGGCAUCCUACCUUGCCUCCAAAGGACAGGAGGAUUGCUUGUAUUUGUCAGUCAGGACUCCCGACAUUACUUCUAGCCGGCCUGUUAUAGUCUGGAUACAUGGUGGCUCUUUAGCGUACGGUUAUGGAGAGGAUGUUGGCUACUCUGCAGACUCCGACUUCACAGCAAGUGUAGACAGUGUGACUGUCAACAUCAACUACAGGCUAGAUCUGCUGGGGUUCAUCUCCCAUCCAGCCCUAUGGGAGGAUGGCCAGAGUUACGGUAACUUCGGGAUAAACGACGCGCUUAUCGCAUUGCAGUGGGUGCAGAGAAACAUAGCAGCUUUCGGGGGAGAUCCUGAAAGAGUGACUAUCAUGGGAGAAAGUUCGGGUGGAACUAUCGUAUUAGCUCUGGUUACUGCUCCUAAAGCGGAGGGUCUGUUUAAUAGAGCUAUAUCCAUGUCCUCAGCCCCUCUCUGGAAGACUACGUACCAGGACGCACACAAGAGACGUCCUGACUUUUUAGAACACGUUAAUUGUGAUGGGUUACCUUAUAAUACUGAGGUUGUGUCUUGUUUGAAAUCUACCUGAGUUGGAGCUCUUGAUAAAUGCUAGUACGACUGCCAACAGAGGAUGGGGGUUUUACGAUUUUCCCAUGUCAUUGGGAGAGUUGGGAGAAAGUAUGGAUUACAAUGUGAAAGAGCCGUUUUUAUUACCCCAAUUCCCUCAAGACAUUCCUGAUCAGGCAAACAGAAGUGGACGGGUGGAGCUGAUUCUCUCAAAUACUGCGCAAGAAAACGCCUUCUGGUGGAUAUUUUACGAGUCCAAUAUAGUCGAGUCAUGGACGUCAGUGGAGGAACUGU